AUGACGGAAAAUGAUGCAAUCAGGAAUACAGAGCAAUUUCUCAAAAAAAUGAAAUGCUAUCCGUUGACAAAUAAUACGUUGCUACAAAUGAAAGUGAUUCAGGUACCCUUGGGGACAAGCUAUUGCAAGUUGAAAAUGGUAAACAAAUCUAAUUCAAAAUCGGUAGUGACAAAUUAUUAUCAAGCUGAUGUUACGUCGAUUAAAUUAUCGGUGUUAAUCGAACUGAUAGUAUACAUAAUAGAAGAUUCGAUAUACGAGCUAGCUGAUUUAGAAUUUGAAUAUGUUUUAUGCGAUAUUAAAAAUAUUAAUGGAAUAUUAGGAUAUUUUAUUACUAUUUGUGCUGAGGCAGAUAAAUAUACAACCGAGUACAUGGAUCAAAGUAUAGAGAAAUAUCUCACAUUGUUUAAGGAGAUUUUGAAAGAUAUCUCAGAAGAGGAAUUUAAUAAUUAUAAGGAAUCGAUAAAGCAAAGUUGGCAUAUACACGAUGUUUACAAAAAAGUUGCCAGAAACUGGAAUGAAAUCACGAAAUUUGAAUACAUGUUUAACAGAUUUCAAAAGAGAAAGCUUGCACUAAAAAACAUAAAAAUCGAUGAGAUAAGAAAAUGGUUUGAAGAGCACACACUAAAUGGAAAAAAUUUUAGAAAAUUGAGCAUACAAAUAGCGGGUACUCCGAAGAAAGAAGUCAAUGAAGCAAGUUAUAGCGCAAAGAAAUUACAGUACUUUGCUUUGAAUUACAUAAUCAACGAUCAACAGUAUCAGACCGUGGUAGAUUACAAAAAAAAACUCUAUAUUUAUCCAGUGAGCGAGGGAUCCUAUCACAUUAUAUAA
Molecule: messenger RNA, 828 nt
Organism: Acromyrmex echinatior (Panamanian leafcutter ant)
Lineage: Eukaryota; Metazoa; Arthropoda; Insecta; Hymenoptera; Formicidae
Product: nardilysin-like
Molecular function (GO): metal ion binding
Source: RefSeq, a predicted model, not a curated record